AUGAGGCGCGGGCUGCGGGCGCAGCGGCGAGCAGCAUGGCCGGGCCGGGGCCGGGCCGGGGCCAGGGCGGCCGGCGCGGCAUCCCCAAGCGCAAGCCAACUUCACGCUGCAGGAGAUCGACAUCCUGAUGAGCGAGGUGCGCGCUACGAGCAGCUGCUGUUCGGGGCCAGUCCACAACGUGACAGCCUACGAGAAGCAAGAUCUGGUGGCGCAUCACCAACAAGAUCAACGCGGCGCCGCAACCAGCGCGACAUCGGCGAGGUGAAGAACCGCUGGCGCGGCCUGCGCCGCCGGGCAACGACAAGAUCACCGCACCGCCAGGAGCGCCAGGCGCCGCCCGACGUCCGCGGCUACCCGUGCCCCGCGGCGCCGAGCCCGCGAGCCCGAGCUCGGCCCGCAAUGGGCUUGCACGGCGUGUGCCCGCUGGACGCGCGCCCGGCUCCGGCGAGGUGCCCGCGCCGCAGGGCCAUAAACCAGAUGAUCACAAUGGUCCCUUCUGGGCUUGGAGUCUGUGAAUCAGAGGGAGAUGUUUGGAGUCAAGGGACGGGUGUGAAGGAGGAGCCAGUAAAGGAGGAGCCAGUGGAUGUGAAGCCAGAACCAUUCCAUACGCCUUCCACUGAGGCUGUCCAUCAACAAGUGACGCGGGGAGGAGAGAGGCGGCUCCUCAGGAGUGCUGGCCAUGUGCCGGACGAUCCAUGUGAAGGCUGGAGCCGGAGCCCGCAGAAUCCCUCGCAAACUGAACUCGCCAUCAGCGAGCUGGGAGGGCAGCAGGAGCCCCUGGGCACGGAUUUCACAAGUAUUAUCUUUGACCAAGAGGCAGAGCACCUGAAUGACUGUAAUGCAAGUGAAAGCGUGACCCCUAUAACUGUAGCACUGCAGGAGGGGGGGCUGGAGAGUGGCCAUCUCAGCCCUGUGGAGAAGCGGAUUCUCCAGUCCAAUGAACAGCUGGUGCAGGAGAUGCGAGCCUUCCGCAGGGAGUACACGGAAAGUCGCAGGGAAACUGCCUCUAUCCUACGCAUCAUUGCCAAGGCCCUCAGCAGUGUGAGCAGCAGCCUCUGUGAGAUCCGCGAUCUCUACCUCCGACAGCAAGUGACCCCCAAGCAGUGAGAGGCCACUAGGCCGGGUCAUCAUCCAGCGUGGGUCUGGGAGGUCCUACCCGCCCCCCCCCCUCCCAGGGAGGGAAGUGCUUAGGGGCUGCAUGGAACAGAGACGUGAACCACCCCUCAGCCAGCGGGAGAGAGAUCUGGGGUUGGGGACAUGGUUCUCCCACGCUUCCCCCCCACACUUUCCCUACUUGAAUAAAACUCUGAACUGGC
This is a messenger RNA of Chelonoidis abingdonii (Abingdon island giant tortoise), 1316 nucleotides long. The record is from RefSeq and is a predicted model, not a curated record. NCBI's taxonomy places the organism in Eukaryota, Metazoa, Chordata, Testudines, Testudinidae.